AUGUGGCCCUUCACAAAAACUAAUGACGCACCCAACAACAAGUUAGGCAAUGGUUUACCUACUGAGUUAAAAGAGUUCCUUCUCAAGGAAAACUCUGAAUCUAAGCACUUUGGAUUUGAUGAGUCCUCCAAGUUUGAUGCUUUGCCCCAUGACAAACAAGUUCGAAAUAAACUCGAUAGACUUCCACGAAUGUCAGAAAAUGAAGCAUUUCAACUCGAAGAAUACAAAGCUAGUAAUCAACUAUACAACGUGGUAUCCAUCAACUGUGCUGAAAUUGAAUAUAACUUACAUCAAUGCUACCAACAAUUUUCAACGAUUCGCAACAUGUUUCAAUAUCCAUGCUUCAAACAACAAAAUGCGGUACGAAGUUGCAAAAAUUUACAAUCUGACGGAUUCAAAGUGUUGCACUAUCAAGAUUGUUACAAUGUUGAACAGUGUACGGCAAUGAAAUCAUUUGUCGAUCAAGUGUUUGUAAAGAAUUUUGGCAAGUUGGGAGAGUUUAGUGAUAAUCCAGAAAACAGCAAAGCCUAUUAUCGUGACUUGAAUGAUGGGUUUAGGUAUUUUUGGUCCUAG
This is a messenger RNA of Lodderomyces parapsilosis, 573 nucleotides long. RefSeq lists its product as uncharacterized. The record is from RefSeq and is a predicted model, not a curated record. The transcript has a single exon. NCBI's taxonomy places the organism in Eukaryota, Fungi, Ascomycota, Pichiomycetes, Serinales, Debaryomycetaceae. Bases 1 to 573 code for a protein of 190 amino acids.